CCUUCCCCUGUAAACCCAUGUUGCAAAUCUUUCAUUUGCAUACUGAAAUGUGAUUGGUUCCAACAUUUUAUGACGCAACAUAACGAACUUCAAAUGUAGUCCAGUUUAUUUCUAAAACCUUAUGAUAAAGAUAAGAAUAACGAACGACAAAUAUCAUGUUUUUUUGUUUCCGUACUGUAAAACUAAGAGCUGAACCAGUGUGUGUAUGAUCAUAAUAGGACUCGAUGCAGUCCCAUACACACUUGUUGCUAUCUUUAUGGCUAAUGACGCGCAUCUAUUUUAAAAAGAGAGCGUGAGGAUCGACAUGUCAGCUGUUCAGCAUUAGGCUUUAGUGUAGCUGAAGAAAAAAGAGAGAGAAAACACUUUCUGCUGUCUGGUCGCUCGGGGAACGAGGGAGCGUGAACAGGACGGCGUGGGGAAUCUGAGCAAACUUUUUUGUCCAUCUUUAGGGAUUUGUGCGAAACCUUCGGCUAACGGUGCAGCAGGAGAGGAAAUGGUGACACGGGUGGAAACGGACGUGAGCUUUUGAGUGAAUAAACAGCUUCACCAUGGCGACUUUGAACAAGAUUCAGGUGAUCAAAGGUCUUGAGGAUGUGACACUGUGUGAAAAAGAAGCCUGGACCUUCGAGGUGAUUCUGAGUCACGCUUAUGUCCAAGGCACGUGGACGAGGAACGGGCUGCGGUUCAAAUCGAAGCCCACAUGUCGCAUGGCGAUGCAGGGGAAGAGACACACUCUCACUCUGACACGUGUCUCGCUAUUAGACAUGGGCCUGAUCAGCUUUCAGGCUGAUGGAGCAGAGACCUCCGCUAAUCUCACCGUCACAGCCAGAGACAUACAGAUUCUAACCCAUCUUCAGGAUGUCAGCGUGACUGAAAGGGAGAGUGUGACGUUUGUGUGUGAAGUGAACCUCGAGGACGUGGAUGGAAAAUGGUUCAAAAAGAGCAGCAGGAUAAAAAGCGGGGACAAUGUUAGAAUUAGACAAGAUGGUAAAAUUCACACACUGACCUUCAAAGCCAUAAAGCCAGAAGAUGCCGGUGAAAUCACCUUCACUGCGGAGCGAGUCUCAUCAUCGGCCAUGCUAAGAGUCAAAGAGCUUCCGGUUCAGAUCGUGAAACCCCUGCGGGUGAAGAUUGCCAUGUACAGACACCGGGCCAUGCUGGAGUGCCAGGUCUCUCGCGCUAAUGCUGAGGUCACAUGGUACAAAUGUAACAGAGAAAUUACACCCAAUGGGAAGUACCGGUUUAUUAGUGACAGUCUUUACAGGCAACUGACCAUCGAAGAAGUAGGUUCGUCAGACGAGGACACCUUCAUCUGUGACGCUGGUGAUGACAAGACUUCUUGCCGACUGUUUGUAGAGGAGCAGGCUAUCAGCAUCGUCCGUGGACUGAGCUCGGUCGAAGUGAUGGAGCCUAAGGAGGCUCGUUUCAGAGUGGAGACAAACAUUAAAGCUGAACGAGCCCCUAAAUGGACUUUGAAUGGAGAGCUGCUAAGUCCUGGCCCUGAAGUGAGAAUUGAGAAGGAAGGAACGACACAUCGACUGACUUUCACCAACACCAACAGCAGCAUGUGUGGCACCAUCCAGUUCAGCUCGGGGAAAAGCAGGUCAACUGCCCAGCUUACUGUUACAGAGCGCCCCUUGGUGGUCACCCAGCCUAUUUCUGAUGUGGAGGUUAAAGAGAACUGCUCAGUGGCUCUCAAAUGUGAGUUCUGUCCUUCACCAAGAGUAGUGCGCUGGUUCAAGGGUAGAACACCAUUAUUGGCCUCAAGCAAAUAUAACAUGAGGCAGGAGAAGAACAGAGUCGAGAUGAUCAUCAUGAACGCGAAGGCUGUAGAUACAGGGGAAUAUCGCUGCCUGGCUGGAGGAGCUGAGAGCAGAGCUCGAGUCAAUGUAGAAGUGAAACGGCUGAAGAUCACAAGACAUCUGGAACAUGUAGAGGUUGAAGAAGAAGGAACAGCAGUGUUUUUCUGUGAGCUAAACCACGAGGCACCAGGCAUCCAGUGGCUUCUCAAUGAAAGGGUGAUUCAUGCCAGUCACAUAAACAAGAUCCAGAACUCAGGCAAAGUUUACACUCUGGUCCUGAAAAGGCUUGCACCACAGGAGAGCAGGGUGACUUUCAAGACCGUCAGCAUCAGCGAGUCCACCGUUCUCAGAGUCAAAGAAAGGCCAGCAGUGUUUCUUAGACCUCUGGAAGAUGUUGUGGCUGAAGAACGUGCCAAAGUUUGCUUACAGUGCGAAGUCUCCAAGCAAGCAGUAACCCCUGUAUGGAGCAAAGAUGGUACGGUCCUAAAUGCCAGUGAGAAACAUGAAAUACUUCAAUUGGGAAAGUUAUUAUCUCUGAUCAUUCACAAGCUCAGGAAAGAUGAUGCUGGGGAAUAUUCUUGUGAUGUUGGGACUAGCCAAACAAAAGCCAAGGUUGUUGUUCGUGAUCUGCACAUCACCAUUGUCAAGCGCUUGCGGACAAUUUCGGUUCUUGAGGGGGAGUACUGCAGUUUUGAAUGUAUUCUGUCACAUGACAUCAUCGACGAACCCUCAUGGACACUAAAUGGCCAGCUGAUCAUAAGCAAUGCCCGAAUCCAAAUUGCUAACCAGGGGAGCAAAUACACCAUGAACAUCCAAGAGGUUAUAAUUACCGAUGCUGGGGAAGUGGUCUUCACUAUUAAGGAUCUCAGUUGCAGGACCAUGCUGUUUGUCAGAGAAAAGCCUAUACGUGUGUUCAGAGACAUGCUAAAUGUUAAGGCGGUACCUGGAGAAGAUCCAGAGCUUAGCUGUGAGAUUACCAAACCGGGGGUGACCAUCAAGUGGUUGAAAAAUGGCCGGUCGAUCAGAUCUAAUUCUAAAUAUGAAAUGAUCCAAAAGGGCUUCUUGGUUACGCUAGUAAUCCAUAAUGCAACUGUGAAGGACUCUGGGGAGUACUGCUGUGAGGCUGAUGGAACCUCCACUAGGGCAAGGUUAGAGGUAAGAGAUUUCCAGCACACAUUUGCUACAGAGCUAAGAGAUGUAAAUGCAGAAGAAAAGACUAUGGUAGUGCUGGAAUGUGAGACCAAAAGACCUGCCACUAAGGUGAGCUGGUUAAAAGGCAUGGUUGUGCUUAUAUCAGGUCAGAAGUACCUGAUGAUGAAGAAAGGGGUCUUCCUCUCACUUACCAUUUUCAACCUUGACAAGAGUGACAGUGAUUUGUACACAUGUGAUGUUGGGACAAUGCAAAGCAGGGCCUUACUUACAGUACAAGGUCAGAAAGUACUUAUCUUGGAUGAACUGGAGGAUGUUGAAUGUCUGGAAGGGGACAGCGCCGUAUUCAAGUGUCGUAUCUGUCCAAGUGACUUCACCGAGGUCAAAUGGUAUCUCGAUGAGACUCUGCUCUAUACUAAUGAUCUAAAUGAGAUCCAAAUGAUACAUGGUGGCUACCACUCUCUUACCAUCAAACAGCUUGCACGCAAAGACACAGGAACGAUAUCUUUCGAAGCUGGAGACAAGAGAUCUUAUGCCUCACUGCUAGUAAGAGAAAGACGCCCAACGAUUAUCAAACCGUUAAAGGACAUCGAAGCUAUCGAGGGAGGAAGUUUAAAUCUGUCAUGCAAGGCCUCAAAACCAUGUCAUAUCCUGUGGUAUAAGGAUGGCUGCUUAAUGUGGAAUUCCUCCAGCUAUUUCAUGACUCGCUCUGGAAAUGAGGCCAGGUUGACCAUCCGAGAGGUUAAGGACACCGACGCAGGAGUGUAUGAAUGUAACGCAGGAUCUGUCAGUACCAAGGCUACAGUGACUGUUAAAGCUGUGCCUGCUGAAUUUACAAGGCAGCUUCAUAGUCAAGAAGCUGACGAAGGAAGUAGUGUGACACUGUUCUGUGAAUUCUCCGUACCCGGCGUUCGGUACUUGUGGCGUAAAGGAGCCGAGACUCUCAGGUCAGGAGAAAAAUACUUAACGAAGCAAAGAAAAAAUUAUCUUUCUCUUACAAUCCACAAUUUGAAACUUGAGGACUCAGGGACAUACACAUGCAUAUGCAGAAACCAGCGGUCCACGGCCACGGUGACGGUCCACGCUAUUCCCAUAACUUUCAUCAAAGAACUUAAAAAUCAAGAAUCAGAGGAGGACAUGGCCAUGACGUUACGCUGUGAGCUCUCCAAAGCUGGAGUACCAGUGGAGUGGAUGAGGAAUGAGGAAGUGCUCAGCCCAGGGCUGAAGUUUCAGAUGCGACAAAUAGUAUCGAUACAGGAACUGGUCAUUAGGAAUCCAGUGCCAGAGGACAGUGGAACCUACAGCUGUGUGUGUACUGGCCAAAGGACCGAAGCCAUAAUUACGAUAAAAGCACAACCUAUCACCUUCAAAAAGAAGCUUAAAUCUCAAGUGGUGGAAGAAGGAAACAGUGUCACUUUGCACUGUGAGGUAUCAAAACCUGGACUUCCUGUAGAAUGGAGGAGGGGCCAAGAGUUGCUCAAGUCUGGAGAAAAGUACCGGAUGAGACAAAGAAAUUGUCUGUUAGAGCUAAAGAUAUUCAACUUGAUAUGCGAGGACAGUGAGAUAUACAGCUGCUCAUGUGGAAAUGUCCAGACAUCAGCUAGAGUCACUGUUAGCAAGCGACCGGUCAGUUUCACAGAGAAGCUAACAAACUUGGUUGCUGAGGAGGGCAAGACUCUGACGUUGCACUGUGAACUGUCCAAACCUGGUGUUCCAGUGGAAUGGUGGAAUGGAGAAGAUCUUCUCCAACCUGGACAGAAGUAUCAGAUGAGAGAAAGGGAUGCGACACAUGAGCUUAUCAUCUGUGACACUGUGCCUGAAGACAGUGGAGUCUACAGGUGCAUAUGUGGAAACCAGAAGACCAAAGCAAUGAUAAAAAUCGUCGGUGUGGCUGCUACUUUCAAGCAUAAUUUAAAGAACCAAGAAGCUUUAGAAGGAGGAGAUGUUGUACUAAGGUGUGAGCUUUCUAAAGCUGGAGUACCUGUUGAAUGGUGGAAAGGUGAAGAACGCUUAGCACCAAGUGGGAGGUAUCAGAUCAGACAAGAAGGCAAGGUAGCCGAGAUGGAAAUCACAAAUGUACUUCUUAAUGAUGCCGGGAUAUACAGUUGUGAUGCGGGAAAUCACAAAAGCUCUGCAGAGGUGAAAAUCAAAGCUCUUCCAAUUACCUUCAAACAAGAGCUCCAGGAUCAGGUUUGUAAAGAAGGGGACAAAGCUGUGUUUGUCUGUGAACUAUCCAAACCUGGGGCUCCAGUAGAGUGGAGAAAAGGAAGAGUUCUUUUGAAACCAGGAGAGAAGUACAAGAUGAGGCUGGAAGGAAGGCUGACCAAACUGGAAAUAAACAACCUGGAGGAAGAUGAUUCCGGAAGCUAUAUCUGUAAAACAAAAGAUGCACAAUCAACAGCUGAACUGACUGUACAAGCACUUCCUGCUACCUUCAAAAAUGUUCUGAAGAACCAUGAAGCUCAAGAGGGAAGCAGCAUCAGUUUGCAGUGUGAACUUUCCAAAGCUGGCACACAUGUGGAGUGGUGGAAGGGAGCCGAAAUGUUAAGGACCGGGGAGAGGUAUCAGUUGAGAAAAAAGGGUGCGACAGCAGAACUGCUAAUAAGAAAAGCACAACCAGAAGAUAGUGGAGUGUACCGCUGUGUUUGUGGAGAACAGAGCACUGAGGCACAGAUCAAAGUCAAUGCUCUGCCAAUAAUGUUCAAGCAAGAACUAAAAAACCAAGAAGCUGAAGAAGGGAACAAUGUCACACUGCGUUGUGAACUCUCAAAGUCUGAAGCUCUGGUAGAGUGGUGGAGAGGAGAACAACUUCUCAAGCCUGGGGAGAAAUAUCAGAUGAGACAAAUGGCCACAAAAAUGGAGCUUGUCAUCAGAAAAGUUGUACCUGAAGAUAGCGGUGUCUAUACUUGUGUGUGUCCAGAUCAGAAAUCCAGUGCAUCAGUUAAAAUAAAAGCUAUACCAGUGAUUUUUAAACAGAACCUGAGAAACCAAGAAACAGUGGAAGGCAAGAACAUCACAUUACGUUGUGAACUUUCUAAAUCGGGAGCUCUAGUGAAAUGGUGGAAAGGUCAACGAGAGCUGGCUGGGGGUGAAAAAUACCACAUGAAGACUGAGGGAAAGACCGCUGAGCUGGUUAUUAAGAACGUUUCAUGUGAGGACGCUGGUGUAUACGGCUGCACGAUAGGAGAGCAAAAGACUACCUCAGAAAUAAAAGUUCGGGCUCAACCAGUCACAUUCAAACGAGAGCUCCAAAACGAAGUUUCCAAAGAAGGCGAAACUGCAGUGUUUAGUUGUGAGCUCUCAAAACCUGGAGCUCCGGUGGACUGGAGGAAAGGAAGAGUUAUUCUGAAAGCAGGAGAUAAAUAUGAGAUCAAGCAAGACGGAAAAAUGACCACACUUGUCAUACGUAAUGUUGAGGGAAGUGACGCUGGCUAUUAUUCAUGUAAAACUAAGGAUUCUGAGUCAACCGCUGAGCUUACUGUUCAGGUCCCACCCAUUAUUUUUAAAGUCAAACUAAAAAACCAAGAAGUUGAAGAGGAGAGCGAUGUACGCCUGCAUUGUGAGCUCUCCAAAGCUGGGCUUCCUGUUCAAUGGAAAAAAGGGAAGGAGGUGAUCAAGUCUGGGCUCAAAUAUCAAAUUAUACAGCGAGAUACUACAGUGGAGCUGAUCGUUAAGAAAGCGACGUCUGAAGAUAGUGGAGUGUAUAGUUGUAUUUGUGGAGAUCAGGAUACUAAAGCCAACAUCAAAGUUUUUGCCUCUCCGGUUACAUUCAGACAAAAUCUAAUGAACCAGGAGGCUCCAGAAGGAGGGAUCAUAGUCCUUCACUGUGAGAUCUCUAAACCUGGGGUACCUGUGCAGUGGUGGAAAGAUGAAGAGGAGCUUUGUAAUGGAUCAAAGUACAAGAUGAAGCAAGAUGGGUUAGUCGCCGAGUUACACAUCCGCAACGUGCUCCCUAUGGAUGUUGGGGAGUAUAGCUGUGUUGUCGGAGAUCAGAAGACUACAGCUGAAGUUAACGUCAGGGCUGCAGCCUCUGUGUUCUUUGAGAAAGAGCUACAGGACCAGGAGGUGAUGGAAGGAAACUCUGUGGUGUUCAGUUGCUUGCUGUCAAGUCCUAAUGCACCAGUGGCUUGGAAAAAAGACUCAUUGCAGAUCACACAAGGUGGCCGAUUUACUGUACACCAAAAGGGCUCGACACAGGAGCUUGAGAUCCGGAAACUCAGGUCUGAGGAUGCUGGUGUGUACACGUGUAGCACAAGGGGAAAGACAACAUCAGCACACCUUCGAGUGAUCGAUCGUGUGAGAAUUGUGCGAGAGCUACAGGACCUGACCAUCGUCGCAGGAGAAGAUGCCCAUUUUGUGUGUGAGCUUUCGCAUAGCGACAUUACCGACGGAGUGUGGUGGCUUGACUCCACCGUUCUGCAGGCAAACGAAAUGAACCAAAUGACAUGUCACGGCCGUGAGCAUCACCUGACGCUUACCAUGACAACACCUGAGGAGUCAGGUAUUGUGGCCUUUGUGGUAGGAGAAGAGUGGACUUCGGCUCGUCUACAGGUGAAAAGUAAACCCAAAGUAUUGAUAGAAGAAAAAGUGAAAGACCUGGUAGUCUUGGAGGGCGAAACUGCCACGUUAUCCUGUGUGACAUCAGCUGACUGCACACCCAUCACCUGGAAAAAAAACAAUGUGACACUUCUGGCAGGGGAAAAGUACGAACCCCGUAAAGAAGGGAAGCACAACAUGCUUUUAAUACACACAGUAGAAAAAGAUGAUACUGGGGUUUAUAUGUGCGACACAGGAGACAUGCAGAGUAUGGCUGUUCUCACCGUCAGAGAACGUCCACUAUUCUUUCGUGAGGAACUUCAAAGUCAGCAGGUGGAAGAGGGUGAAACCGCCUUUCUGCACUGUGAGCUCUCUAAGCCAGGGGUUGUGGUGCAAUGGAAGAAGGGAGGUACUUUGAUUAAACCAGGAAACAAGUAUCAAAUAAAGCAGGACGGCUGUGAAGCACAACUUCAGAUCUCCGAGCUGGUAGUUCAGGAUAGCGGUAUCUACAGAUGCUGUGUGGAUGGCAUCGAGACAAAAGCUAGUCUUAGUGUUAAAGACCAACCUCUGUUCUUUCGUGAGAAACUCCAAAGUAUGGAAGCCGAAGAGGGUGAAACCGCUUUCCUGUGCUGUGAACUCUCUAAGCCAGGAGUUCAAGCGCAGUGGAGGAAAGGAACCGUGCUGCUGAGGCCAGGAAUCAAAUACCAGAUGAAACAGAACAGUUGUGAGUUAGAGCUCCAGAUAAAUGACUUAAAAUGUGAAGACAGUGGAGUCUACAGAUGUCGUGUUGGUAGUCUAGAGACAACGGCGAAUAUCCUAGUAAAAGAACAACCAUUGUUCUUCUCUGAAGAGCUACAAAAUCAGCAGGUAGAGGAAGGUGAAACUGCCUUCUUGUGCUGUGAACUUUCUAAACCUGGGGUUUCGGUGCAGUGGAAGAAAGGAACUGUGCUGCUUAGACCCGGAGACAAGUAUGAAUUAAACCAAGACGGUUGUAAAUUGCAGCUUAAGAUUCAUGAUGUGAUAGGUCUGGACAGUGGAAAUUACAAAUGCUGUGCUGGUGGCUUGGUUACUACAGCGUCUGUUGCGGUAAAAGAACAACCCCUGUUUUUCCACGAGGAACUUCAAAAUUUGGAAUCAGUGGAGGGUGAGACCGCUUCCAUGUGCUGUAAAGUCUCGAAAUCUGGAGUUUCAGUGCAGUGGAGAAAAGGAGCUGUAGUAUUGAAGCCUGGAAAUAAGUAUGAAAUGAAACAGAAUGAUUGUGAAUUUCAGCUUAAAAUCCAUGACUUAACAAAUCACGACAGCGGCAUCUACAGAUGCUGUACAGGCGUCGUCGUGACUACGGCAUCCCUGGAAGUGAAAGAACAACCACCAUUUUUUCUCGAAGAACUCCAAAGUAUGCAAGCGAUAGAAGGAGAGACUGCGUCAUUGAUCUGUGAGCUCUCUAAACCUGGAGUUCCUGUGGUGUGGAAGAAAGGUGCGACCCGUCUGAGGCCGGGAGGUAAAUACGAGAUACGGCAAAAGGGCUGCAAGUUACAGCUUAAAGUACGUAACUUAACACAUCAAGACAGUGGUUUCUACAAGUGUUGUGCUGGAGACCUUGAAACCAUGGCAUCCCUUGAAGUGAAAGAAGUACCGGUAUUCUUUCAUGAGGAAUUACAAAAUUUGGAGUUGGAAGAAGGUGGGACUGCUUUGCUAUCUUGCAAGCUUUCCAAACCUGGGGUUGCAGUGCAGUGGAAGAAGGGAUCAGUCCUGCUUAGACCAUGCGAAAAGUAUAAGUUGACGGUGAACGUAUGUGACCUACAACUUCAAAUUCAUGAUCUGACAUGUGAGGACAGUGGCACUUAUAGAUGUUCUGCUGAAAACACAGAGACCACAGCAGUUGUUCUUGUAAAAGAACAACCACUCUUCUUCUACAAGGAGCUCAAAAAUCAAGAAGCAGAAGAAGGUGAAACCAGCUCGUUGUGCUGUGAGCUCUCAAAACCCAGGGCUUCUGUGCAGUGGAAAAGGGAUUCUAUGCUUCUGAAGACUGGAGAAAAGUAUGAAAUAAAGCAGGAUGGAUGCAAACUGCAGCUUAAGAUUCAUGAUCUAAACAGUUCUGAUUGUGGCUCCUACAAAUGUUGUGCUGGUAGUCUGGUCACGACAGCAUGUCUUUUAGUGAAAGAAAAACCUUUGUUCUUCUGCAAGGAGCUUCAAAAUCUGGAGGUAGAAGAAGGUAAAACCGCCUUGUUGUGCUGUGAGCUUUCAAAACCGGGAAUUUCUGUGGUGUGGAAGAAAGGAGUUCUUCUUCUGAAACCUGGAGAGAAGUAUGGAAUGAAGCAAGAUGGAUGCGAACUGCAGCUUAUGAUCCAUGAUCUGAGGAGUUCUGAUAGUGACUCCUACAAAUGUUGUGCUGGUAGUCUGGUUACUACAGCGUCUAUCGUGGUGAAAGAAAAACCAUUGUUCUUCUGCAAGGAGCUUCAAAAUCUGGAGGUAGAAGAAGGUAAAACUGCCUUUUUCUGCUGUGAGCUUUCAAAACCUGGAAUUUCUGUUGUGUGGAAGAAAGGAGUUCUUCUUCUGAAGCCUGGAGAGAAGUAUGAAAUGAAGCAGGAUGGAUGCAAACUGCAGCUUAAGAUUCAUGAUCUAAAGAGUUCUGAUAGUGGUGCCUACAAAUGUUGUGCUGGUAGUCUGGUCACCACAGCAUCGAUUGCGGUGAAAGAAAAACCCUUGCUUUUCUGUAAGGAACUUCAGAAACUGGAGGUAGAAGAGGGUACAAUCGCCUUACUGUGCUGUGAGCUCACAAAGCCUGGGGUUGCAGUGCAAUGGAAGAAAGGAGCGAUUCCUCUGAAGCCUGGAGAGAAGUAUGAGAUGAAGCAAAAUGGAUGUGAACUUCAGCUAUAUAUCCAUGAUCUCAGGCAAUCUGACAGUGGCUUCUAUAAAUGCUGCGCUGGUAGCAUGGUCAGUACCGCAUCCAUCGUAGUGAAAGAAAAACCUUUAUUCUUUUGCAAGGAGCUAAAAGAUCUGGAUGUAGAAGAGGGUACAAUUGCCUUACUGUGCUGUGAGCUCACAAAACCUGGAGUUGCAGUGCAAUGGAAGAAAGGAGCGAUUCCUCUGAAGCCUGGAGAGAAGUAUGAGAUGAAGCAAAAUGGAUGUGAACUGCAACUUAGGAUUGACGAUCUAAGAUCUUCUGAUAAUGGCUCCUACAAAUGUUGUGCUGGCACAACGAGCACGACCGCAUCGAUUGUUGUAAAAGAAAAACCUUUGUUCUUCUGCAAGGAUCUCCAAAAUCUGGAGGUCGAAGAAGGUAAAACUGCCCUGUUGUGCUGUGAGCUUUCAAAACCGGGAAUUUCUGUGGUGUGGAAGAAAGGAGUUCUUCUUCUGAAACCUGGAGAGAAGUAUGGAAUGAAGCAAGAUGGUUGCAAACUGCAGCUUAUGAUCCAUGAUCUGAGGAGUUCUGAUAGCGACUCCUACAAAUGUUGUGCUGGUAGUCUGGUUACUACAGCGUCUAUCGUGGUGAAAGAAAAACCUUUGUUCUUCUGCAAGGAGCUUCAAAAUCUGGAGGUAGAAGAAGGUAAAACUGCCGAACUGUACUGUGAGCUCUCUAAACCUGGAAUCUCUGUGCAAUGGUACACGGAAACGAUGCUGCUUAGACCGGGAAGUAAGUACGAAAUUAAGCAAGAUGGCUAUAAACAUCAUCUUAAGAUAUAUGGCUUGGAGAAUCAAGACACUGGGAGCUACAAAUGUUGUGCUGGUGGUUUAGUUACAACGGCGUCUAUCACGGUCAAAGAACAUCCAGUAUUUUUCUCUAAGGAGCUUGAAAGUCAAGAAGUAGAAGAAGGCAGUAAUGUGAUCCUGUGCUGUGAGCUCUCUAAACCUGGAGCUACAGUGCAAUGGAAGAAGGACACGGUUCUGCUACACCCUGGAAAUAAAUAUGAGAUGAAGCAAAAUGGCUGUGAAGUACAGCUUAACGUUUAUAACUUAAACACUGAAGAUUGUGGUGUUUACAAGUGCUGUGCUAGUAAAGUGGAGACAGCUGCUACCGUUGGUGUAAAAGGUUCAGCAUUUCCAGCCAAACUCAAGGACAUCCCUCGGGUACCUCCACGCACGAAAGGCAAGAGAUCCCAGCAAAGUCCUCUGCUAUACAGACAAAGCAAUACGGUCGAUCAAUGCCAGGAUGAUCUUUUAGACCAUAGUGAAAAGAGAACAGAGGAGCAAGUCUCUGAGAAAACAUUAAUGGAGGAAAGGGUGAAAGAAAACGAAAGAUUCUCCGUGAAGGACGAGGUGAUGGUGGAUAUAAAAAAAUCCACUUUUUCCCCUGACAGUUGUGUUACUGCAAUGCAGAGAAAAAGUGCAGAGAAGAUUGAAGUUCCAACUACCGUUAGCAAGCAAAAUCGAGAUAAUAUGAAACACGUACCUGUGUCCAGCGAUACCGAUGAACGGAAGAGUGAGACUCGAGGCAAGGUUGUGCAACUAGCAACACCUCUCCACAAGGAAAAGCUCACCCAGCCACAGAUUGUUCUUCAAGCACAAGACGUUCUGGAGCCAAAGACACGGGUUUCGGUCAUGGAGCUAUUUGAAGAACCAAACUUCAGAAUUUCCUCAGACACCGAGAGUCAGUCCCUGGAUUUCGGAGCUAAAAUAACCAAAGAGAAACAUACCGCAAAGGAAACAUCAGUAAGGGAAGAAAUAAAAGAAAAGAAACCACAUGUGCAUAGUGAAACAUCUGUAGAUCCCGAAAAGAUUGAAUCCUCGAGUGAAGUGAAGGAGCACCUUACAGAGAAAGCAUUAAGGCAUCAUAUUAUGGAUCAGGAAUACAAGAAGCAACAUGUCAGUGCAGGAAAAACGGCAGAACUUUCCAUUAAACCAGCACAUGUUGUAGACAUGGGUUUUACAGACCAGACAAAUGUGAAGCAAAGGGACGAAGCCCCAGAACAUUCAACACAUGGACCGGUAGCAGCCCAAACCAGGAGAGAGGGUCUGGUUGGUGGUGCUGUCAAACCUAAACCUUGGGAAAAGAUCACCAAAGCUUGUGAAGUUGCAGAGCUGACGAAGGACACAAAACCACUAGAACAGCAAAGGGACAAAGCCCCAGAACAUUCAACACAUGGACCGGUAGCAGCCCAAACCAAGAGAGAGGGUCCGGUUGGUGGUGCUGUCAAACCUAAACCUUGGGAAAAGAUCACCAAAGCUUGUGAAGUCGCAGAGCUGACGAAGGACACAAAACCACUAGACCAGCAUCAUCAAGAUCUCUCUGGUUUAGACAUACCUGUAAGUCAUGAGGAUGAGACAGAGAUGCUGGAUGCAGCUGUCAAGAUCCAAGCUGCUUUUAAGGGCUACAAGGCUCGAAAGGACAUGCGGCCUAAUUUCAAGGCAGUGUUCAAGACCCAGAAUGUGGAGCUGUCUAAUGCAUUUUGUUUGGAGUGUAUUGUCGAUGGUAAACCCAGCAUAGUACGGUGGCUGAAGGAUGGUGUCGAGAUACAAUCUGGGAAGCGCCACAACAUCAGCCACCAUGAUGAUGGUAGGUGCUUGCUGGUUGUAGCUAAUGCAAGUUACAAAGAUGCAGGGAUCUACACUUGUGAAGUUGCCAACAAGUUUGGAACUAUUAGUUACAAUGGGAACGUGACGGUCAGUCAUCCAAAGAAACCUAUUAAAAAAACGGCACAGAAAACAGCAGCAGAACCAACUCCAGGAAAAGAAGUUUGGCAGAUGUCUAAUAAGGAAGAGGACAAGCUUAAGCUCAUCUACGAUCUGCCUACAGAUAACACCUACAGAAAAAUUCAGGAGAAAAGGAAAAGUCUCAUUUCAGUUAGUCCUUCAUCCUGUCCCUCAGAUCAUGACAUCACUCCUGAUGUGGAUACAGGCAACUUAUCCAAAGAAAAAGAAGCGGAAAAGACAAAAUCCGAUAUGAAGCCGUCUAAAAUUUUCGAAGAGGAAAAAAAUAUCAGCCCUCAACCCCAAAAUAUCAGUGGCCUAAAAGUAAAAGAAGGAAAGCCGAUAAGUAAAACUCCAUCUCCUAAAUAUCCUCAAAGCCUCAAGGCCCUAUCCAAUGUGGAGUCACUCUCAGAGUCAGAUGAGGAUGAUGAAAGAGAGGAGACAUUUGAUAUCUAUGUGGUUAAAGUGGACUGUCACCCAAUCGGAGGCAAUAAAGAGACAUUUAUUCUUAAGGAAGGUCAGUUUGUGGAUGUCCUGGAUUCUGUGCAUCCUGUGAAAUGGCUCAUCCGGACUAAGCCAAGCAAAAACACUCCAUCCCGGCAAGGAUGGUUAUCCCCAGCGUACCUCGAGAAAAAGACAAAGGAACUACUUUCUAUGGUGCAAGAAACUGAAACAAAAGACGCUUCCAAAAAAGGAAGAAAAACGGCAUCUGAAGAAGCAUACGAAGCGACGUCAAGUCGGUUGAUCAAAAGUCUGCUCGAUGGAGAAAUCGAGUUUGUGAGAGAAAUGAAUUUCUUUGUGGAGCAUCAUUUACAUCAUGUAGAGACGAGCUCAAAGGUUCCUCUCACUAUCCAGAGCCAGAAAGAGUACAUAUUUUGCAACAUCAAGGACAUCGCAAGUUUCCAUGAAUGUUGUAUUUUACCAAAGCUAAGCCAGUGCACCACAGAUGACGACGUGGCUCAGUGUUUUGUAAAUCAUGCCCCAGACUUUGAGAUGUAUCUUCAGUACAUCGCAGGCCGGUCUCAAGCUCAGGCCUGCAUCUCAGACAAAAACACUCAACACUUCUUUAAGCAAUAUGCCGACACUGCUCUUGCACAUCUGGAUACUCAGGUCUUUAGUAUCAGCACAUAUUUGGAGAGUCCUUUGGAGAAGCUUCAAAUGUACAAAAGCCUGUUCAAGGAGUUGAUAAGGAACAAAGCAAAGAGUGGUCAGAGCUGUUGCCUUCUCGAGGAUGCCUUCUCCAUGGUGUCCAGCUUGCCUUGGCGUGCUGAGAACGUACAGCAUGUGUCACUGAUCGAAAACUAUCCGGCACCUCUUACAGGGCUCGGAGAACCGGUCCGACAGGGUUCCUUUGCUGUAUGGGAGGAAGCACCUGGGACUAAAGUUUCACUCAGAGGUCAUCGUCGCCAUGUCUUCCUUUUCAAAGAUUGUAUCGUCUUCUGCAAAACAAAAAGAGACCUGAGCACUCAGACCAUAUUGUAUGUCUUCAGAAACAAGAUGAAGCUGACUGAUGUCGAUUUGAAGGACACUGUCGAAGGGGAUGACCGAUCCUGGGGUAUCUGGCAUGAGCAUCGAGGUACAAUCAGAAAAGUCAGAAUUCAAGCUCAUUCCGUUCUCACCCGCUUGUCCUGGCUUAAAGAUCUUCGAGAUUUGCAGCAGCGCAACAAACAUCCAUGGAGUGGACCGUACUUCAAGCUGAUUCUUUCCGAUUCUGUAGUUAAACUUCGACAGACCACAAAACUCGUUUGCAAUGUCACAGGAAUCCCAAAACCUGUGGUUACUUGGUACAAAGAUGGCAUUGUUCUGAAGGACAACCAGCAUCGCAUUAUCUCAGAGGGAAACUCCGGGGCUUGCAGUUUGGUUCUGACUUGUGUGUCCGUGGACGAUUCUGGUCAGUAUCUGUGUUAUGCAGCAAACCCCAUGGGGAACGCCAGCACCCUGGCCAAGGUUUUUGUGGAUGUGCCUCCUAGUUUCACGAGCAGACUUCAGAACACUCCACUGGUCAUAGGGCAGGAUGUGAAGUUGCAGUGUAAAGCAGGAUGUAUUCCUGUACCCCCUGUCAGGUGGCUUAAGGACGGCACGCAGCUGGAGAAAAGCAAGAGAUACGAAAUUGACAGUGAUACACAGACUGGAAAUCUUUUACUGGUUAUAAAGAAAGCAGAAGAGAAAGAUGUUGGACAAUAUGAGUGUGAGAUAACGAAUCAGAUGGGCAGUGCUAAGUGCAAAGCGCAGGUGUACUACACACCACCCCCUGAGACAGACAGCACCAAAAACCAACCUCAAGACACCACAGCUCCAGUCCCAGAGCAGGAGACUAAAGAUCCAAUCCGAGCCAUCCUCAUAAGAAGAUUCAGGAGGUUGGUCCAGUGCUUUGGUGAAGAACCUCUUCCAGAUGUUCUUUCAGUCUGGAUCUUCCAACCAGAAAUUUCAAUACCAAUAAAAUCACUGCAUCAAAUAUUCUUCAGAUCUGCACAAAGUACCAGAGAGUCUCAGGAUACACCGAAGGUAAAUGAGGAACAAUCAGACAUCCCAGAGGAACAGUACGAGGAGACGCGAGUGUCAAGAGAAAUGGGCAAAAAUGACACAGAUCCUCCGAUGGUGCAGGUGGAUAUGGAAGAUCUGUGUGUACAACCUGGACAACCUGCAACUUUUUCUGUGGUUAUCACCGGGCAGCCAAUUCCAGAGAUUAGUUGGUUCAAGGAUGGCGUCGAGCUCGUCGCUGGUGAACACAUAGCGAUGAAGCAGAAUGGCGCGCGUUUCUCUCUAAAUUUACCGAACGUCUACUUUUCUGAUCGCGGCACUUACGCCUGUACAGCCAAGAACAGCUCGGGCUAUGUUUCCUGCCACGCAAACCUCACCUUGGAUACAGGUCCAGUGGAGUUUGAGGAAGAGGAGGAGGAGGAGGAGGAGAAAGAGGAGGACAGAGGGUUGAAGGUGGGCAGAAGGAGAAAACUCCAUGCUGUUUAUGAAGUCCAUGAGGAGAUUGGCAGAGGCACAUUUGGGGUGGUGAAGCGAGUUGUACACAGGGCUAGCGCUGAGUUUUUUGCUGCUAAGUUCAUCCCACUGAAGAGCAGCACUCGUAACCGAGCCAUUCAGGAGAGAGACCUACUGUCCCGGCUCACGCACCGCAGCGUCGCCUGCCUGCUCGACUUCUUCAGCACACGCCGUACGCUCGUCCUCAUCACCGAGAUCUGCUCCUCUCAGGGAUUAGUGGAGCACAUGUUAUUAAAAGGAUCCGUCAGUGAAAGAGAGGUCCAGGUUUACAUUCAGCAGAUACUGGAAGGGGUUGGAUAUAUCCACAGCAUGAACAUCUUGCAUCUCGACAUUAAAACAGACAACAUCCUGAUGGUGUCCCCAGAUGGAGAGGACUUAAAAAUCUGUGACUUUGGCUUCUGUCAGGAAAUCGACCCGUCCAGGCAUCAGUACAGCAUCUAUGGGACUCCUGAAUUCGUGGCACCGGAAAUCAUUCGCCAAGAGCCGGUGACGACGGCAACUGAUAUGUGGUCUGUUGGAGUUGUUGCUUUUUUAUGUCUGACUGGACACUGUCCAUUUUUGGGGGAAAAUGACCGUGCCACGCUGCUGAAAGUGGCUGAAGGGCUUCUGUACUGGAACCUCCCAGAGAUCACCAGCUUGAGUGAACAAGCCCAGGAUUUACUCCAUGGAGUUCUACAGCCAGACCCAAAGACGAGACCAUCAGCAUUGGAAUGCCUGGAUUACGAGUGGUUUCAGGGUCCAUGUGAAGAGAAGCAGUGUGACACGAUUGAUACGAAGAGUUUAAAGUCCUUCAUUUCUAGAAGAAAGUGGCAGCGCUCUCUAACAUGUCUUGGCUCAGUCCUGACCCUGAGGUCGAUCCCGGACCUGCUCGAUGCUCCAGCGUGUGAGGUCGCCAUCACUACCCUGAGAGACCCUCGAAAUACCAGCAGCAACUCCAUGAGCACUGGUUCCUCCUCUGAGUAUGAUGAAGCUGAUGGGUGGGGCUUUUUCCAGAACCCUAGCCAGGAGGAAGAUGAUGACCUAGAGGAAGAUGGUAUGGAAUAUUAUUCAUACGCCUAUCUUCCUAAACGAUCCUUGGCUCUGCGAGACGAGGAGGAUGUAAUGUUGGGUCAAGUGCGAGAACGGAGGGGUGCAUUGAUGAUUCCUAUAAACAAGGAAUCCAGAGAGAUGCCUUCAGCUUCUUCUGAGCUGAUUAACAGGGACAGAAAAGAAGAUGAUAAAGUGUCUAGUGCAACACCAAUCCCGCGUGGUAGCUUGAUCGAAAGCACCUUCUACAAUAGCGAUGAGCAGCUCUCACCCAUGUCUGCUCGCCACAUGAUGCUUCGGGAGAAACUCCAGGCCAGGAAACAAGACAGAGUACGCAGGACGCUACGCUCCAGCCUGUCUGGAAGGUUAAAUGAACCGCUUAUAGAGUAUGUCGAGGAUUCUCCAGAUGCGGAAUCUUGCCUCAGACAUAGGAGAGGGUCCACACUUUUGUCCAAGUCUUGUUCAUUGGACAGAGGGGUGAGAUCCAUCCAUCCAAGCUCCCACUCUCAUUGGAGGAGUAGGUCACUGGAUGAAUCAAGAGGAAUCUCAGGAGCUUCUAUAGAGCACAGGACACUGAGAAAUAAUGAAGAUCUAGAGUUCAGCCAUAAUAAUGAGUUCACAGAUGAGGAGAAAGAGGAAGCCUCAGAGGUUCCUGUGAAUAGGGUAUCACAAAGUCAAUUAGAAUCUCACAAGGUUACCAUGGAGGAGCUGCCAAUAAUCAUGGGGUGUCACGUAGAUGACAGCCAGUCACACCCUGGAGAGGAGGGGUCAGCAGCAAUGGGGGAAGAAGAAGAAAAGGUAGAAGGUUCUCUUGCAGAGUCCUAUGAACGUGACUCAGAUGCUUCAAGCAGAACCAGCACCUACACUGAACAGCAGUCUCCCAGCCACCUCUUAAUUUCACAGAGACAACAUAGAGCAUAUGAUGAAUCAGAGGAGCACUUGGUUGCACCAUCAUCAGGAAAAGCAUCAGAGCUGUCUCUCACUCAGGAUUCUGAGGAUGAGGACAUGGAGAGAGUUUUGAGGAACCUUCGCCAAGCACCACUGCAACAGCACCCACACAGCACAACAAUGAACAAAAACAAUGUUACAUUGAGGAGAAGUUCCUCGUCAGUUCCCACACACCCAACAUCAGCGACCUCUGUGAGCCGAGAGGUGCUUCAGAGGCAUUCAUCAGCUCCAGCACUGGAGCUCAACCCCCCCAGUGGGAAGUCCAAAUACGGACUCAUGAAAAUUUUCCGUAGGAAGUCCUGGACUCCAGGACCCUCUGAUUCCCAGACACAGGGAUCUGACAAGAAGGUGGAUAAUGGCUCAAGUCAACAGCAGAAGACCCCUCUCUUGGCCUUAAGGAAGAAAAUGAGGGCUUCAGCAUCCAGCAUCACCAAGCUGUUUAGCAGGCAGUCCAGUAAAGAGAUCACGGCAUUACACAGGAGGCCGAUCGUGAGGAAUCCCGUUCCUCCAGAGAAAGCAACUGUCACCUCAGAAGUUUAUCCAUCACCUCCCUUCUCAGGAAGCCUUCAGAAAAAGUCCAAGCUCUUCUCUCUCAAAAUGCCAUCCUUUAAAAAGAGCAAAGGAAUCCCGGCCCGCCCGUCCAAACCGGAUGUGAUACAGCUCGGUAGCGGUGGAGCUCUGGUUAUGUGGAAGCCAGUGCGAUGCGUUGAUCCUGUCACAUACUGCAUACAGUACAGCCUGAAAGGUGAAGAGUGGACAAAUUUGUCUGAGAAUGUUACAGAUAGUUGCUACAUUGCUAAUACACAACCUAUAGGACCCAGCUAUGUGUAUCGUGUAGCUUGCGUUACCAAAACUGGACCCGGACCUUUCAGUGAUCCUUCACCUCCUGCUCUUACGACGAUGCCAGCUGAAGACUCUUACAUUCCUCUGAACCUCACGGAAUCGACCGGAUCCGAGAUCACAGUGGUGGGAGAGCUCGGCUCAGAGAGGUCCUACACAUUCCUGUCUGAGAUCAACAGGGGCCGGUUUAGUGUGGUGACGCACUGUAAGGACAGCAGGAGCUUGCGGCCUCUGGCAGCUAAGCUGACUCCGUAUAGCCCCGAGCAGAGGCAGCUAGUGCUGAUGGAGUAUCAGGUGCUGCGCAGGCUGUGCCACCCGAAUCUUGUUCAGCUCCAUGCCGCCAUCCUUAUGCCCUCCUGCCUAGCACUCAUUGAGGAACUCUGCUCCGGACGAGAAGUCUUGUACAGCCUGGCUGAAAGGGACAUGUAUUCGGAGAUGCAUGUGUGUGAGCUGUUGAGGCAGCUCUUGAGAGGAGUGGAUUACUUGCAUGGACGCCGUAUAGUCCACCUCGACCUCCGCUCUGAUAACGUGCUAGUGACCGACAACAACGUGGUGAAGAUUGUGGACCUGGGCUCUGCGCAGCACUUCACUCCAGGCCAUGCCCUCAACAUUGAGCACAUCAAGGAGAUGACAGAAAGCAAAGUUUACAUUGUACUUCCUAAAGCUCCUGAGAUCUUGCAAGGUCAAGGUGUCGGUCCUGCCACGGAUAUCUGGGCUCUCGGAGUUCUGGCGUUCAUCAUGCUGAGUGCUGACAGGCCGUUCCACACAGAUCUCUACUGGGAAAGAGAUCACAACAUCAGGAAGGGGAAGAUCCAGUUCGGCCGCUGCUAUCCCGGCCUUUCUGAGGGAGCCAUCAACUUCCUGAGGAGCACGCUGAACAGCAAGGCCUGGGGAAGACCGUCGGCUGCAGAAUGUCUCCAGAACCCAUGGUUACAGGAAGAACGAGGAGAACCGUCCAAGCACACAGCCUCAAUGUUUUGCUUUUCCACUGAAAAACUGCAGGCCUUCCUGAAAGAGCGCGAGGCGAAACGUGACCGCACUCGCACCAAAAUCACACUGCCACUCAGCUAACUUUACAACUUUAAACAGACAAUAAGACUCCAGAGUUCCUGACAGAAGAAAAACAGCUAAAUAGAAGACAAAUAUUUUGCAUUUUAAUGUUGAAUAAAAAAUGGAAUUCUAAUGAGAAACAAAACAUCAGGCGUCAAACAAAAGCCACUCCAUCCUUAGCAUGACGUUAAGCGCUUAUUAAUCUAAUGCUAGCGUGACACUUCUUGCACUUGAUUGACCAUUGAAACAUUUUCAGUAAUUUAUUUGACUGAUUCAUAAUAAAUGGUGGCCACAUUAACACAAACGAUCAUAUAAAGUGUCAUAUAAACUUAUUUACUCUUUGUUUUCUGUAAACAGAUAAAACGGUGUAAGGGGGUGUAAUACGCCUCAUCACACAACACAGUGAGAGUUCACUCUGCAGUUCGUUUGCUAAUUUUGCGUUAGCUAAUUUAUCAUCUGUUUGUUUUUGUCAUCACGCUUGAAGAUUCAGGUGAAGAUUCAUAAAUAUUAAAUAUUAGAAUACUGAAAGAUUUGCUUAAUAGCUCACAUUUUAUUAAAAUUUAGAUCACUUGUGCUCGGCUCUCUAAACACGAGAAUAGAGAGAUUGGUUUUAUGAGAUGUUCGGCGUGAUAUAGAAAAGAAAAUCAAGACCUGGACAUUGCGAUGACUUAUUAUUGUGUGAAUGUAACUGCGUUAUUAAUGUCCCAUAUUAAUGAUAAUUAUGGCAACUUUGCAUGAUUUAUGCAUGAUUUUUUUUUUCAUCUUCUGUGAUUUGACACAAUGUGAUGCAUGAUAUUGUGUUUUCAUAUUUAAUUCCCAAGUGCUUGAAUUACUUAAUAUUUAUUUACUCUGUUGGACUUUUUGUUUAUUUCAGAUUUCAGAUACAUGCAUGCAUGACAAGUUGCUCUCUGGUUGUAAUUAAAGAAAUAAAGUUUACCUAACCGAAUAGACACUAAACGUGUGGCUAUUGUGCACAUUUCAACUACUGAUGUGUCGUUUGAGAAUGACUCGACUCUUUGAGUCGGAUCUUUUAUGAGAAAAGGUUUGUUUGGUAUUACAUACGCGCAAGUCCACUCGUUGUGCGUGUGGGUUUGUGUAAAACAUGUAACAUUAAUACAGAAAAGUUAAAAACUAUUGCAAAACAAAACAAAACAGCUCGUCAUAUUAUUACAAUUU
Messenger RNA from Tachysurus fulvidraco (yellow catfish), 21149 nucleotides. It is a transcript of the gene obscna, whose product is annotated as obscurin, cytoskeletal calmodulin and titin-interacting RhoGEF a. The record is from RefSeq and is a predicted model, not a curated record. Gene Ontology annotation, molecular function: guanyl-nucleotide exchange factor activity; ATP binding; protein kinase activity. NCBI's taxonomy places the organism in Eukaryota, Metazoa, Chordata, Actinopteri, Siluriformes, Bagridae. Gene Ontology annotation, biological process: protein phosphorylation. Bases 549 to 19994 code for a protein of 6481 amino acids. The transcript is spliced from 85 exons.